Messenger RNA from Camellia sinensis, 637 nucleotides. The record is from RefSeq and is a predicted model, not a curated record. Lineage: Eukaryota; Viridiplantae; Streptophyta; Magnoliopsida; Ericales; Theaceae.
GAAUUUCGUCUACAUUUUCUUUAGGAUUAAACUAGCCAUGUCACUCAGCAAAGUUCCUCCCUCUAUUCUCCAACCUCCUUCUGAAGCCGAAGUGACACCAGCCAUUUCUAGCCUUCGAAGCCAUGUGAAAGAUAAAGCUGGAUCAGAAGAUGGUUCACGUCCACUGGUUUCCUUCACCGAUGAAAGUGGAAAAUCUACUCCAAUUUCUUACAAUGAUAUUUAUCAAUGCAUGGAGCAAAGCCCAGAUGCUCAGGAAGUGAUCAAGGAAGCAUCAAAUGAUAAGAAUGUGUGGGAUGCGUUUUGCGGACUUCCCACCGUUUUGAAUAUUUUGAAAUCGAUGACGGAAGAUGGUUUCGACAGAGCAAAGACAACACUCAGCAAGCUCGCUUCAAAUUCUGAGAAGCCAAAGCUGCGGUGGGAAUAUAUCUUUUCAACUUUGUCAGGGUGGGGGGAAGCCAUAUGGAAGUUCAUGAAGCAAAUGUUUGAGCGAAUUCACAGUGGUAUAAAAGGAACCAUCAAAGUCAUGAAAGAUUCUGGGCAUCAAUUAAAAUCUCUUUUUGUGUCAUUUUUCACUUCCAUUGUGGCGAUGUUUGGUGUGUUAGUGGACCGCCUUGCCCAGCAGGCAACAAUGAUAUGA